Cydia pomonella (codling moth) is the source of this 495-nucleotide messenger RNA. Its product is annotated as receptor-type tyrosine-protein phosphatase epsilon-like. The coding region runs from base 1 to 495 and encodes 164 amino acids. NCBI's taxonomy places the organism in Eukaryota, Metazoa, Arthropoda, Insecta, Lepidoptera, Tortricidae. Gene Ontology annotation, biological process: protein dephosphorylation. Gene Ontology annotation, molecular function: protein tyrosine phosphatase activity. The record is from RefSeq and is a predicted model, not a curated record. The transcript has 2 exons.
AUGGGUGGAACUUCGACCAAAAUUAGCAGCUCUGAAGAGGAAUACCAAUCAACUGUACGAACAUUUGAAGAGAAAUUCAAUUUAGAGCACGAGCACCGGAAACUUUUGAAGGAAAGUGUUGUGUUGCCAUGCAGCGUAGCAGAACUCCCCGAAAACACUAGGAAAAAUAGACAUUUGAACGAGUGCUUCGAUUAUAAUCGAGUGAUCGUCCCUGAAAGAGAUGGAAGUGAUUUCAUCAACGCUUCGUGGGUUGAUGGAUAUAAAGCUCCUGGCAAAUUUCUGCUUUGCCAGGCGCCACUUCGAGAGACUGUUCAGGACUGGUGGGCCAUGGUACUCGCGAACAAGAUACGAGUGAUUGUGAUGCUCACCAGAAUAGUGGAACGAGACUUAGAAGCCUGUUUCCCGUAUUGGAGUCAGGAGAAGGAAAAAUCAUCCGAGCUACCACCCAACCGCAGGAAAUUGUGGUUUAUAAAUAAGAGUUAUGAGCUCAUAUGA